Messenger RNA from Drosophila ananassae, 3759 nucleotides. RefSeq names its product inhibitor of Bruton tyrosine kinase. Lineage: Eukaryota; Metazoa; Arthropoda; Insecta; Diptera; Drosophilidae. Gene Ontology annotation, molecular function: protein binding. The coding region runs from base 103 to 3681 and encodes 1192 amino acids. The transcript has 8 exons. The record is from RefSeq and is a predicted model, not a curated record.
UGGUGGGAAGUAAGUGGUACUACCUGGUAACACUGCAAAAUAAGCAAAACAAAAUUCCACGUAAAAAAGUCGAUUGCCGGGCGAAUUUAUUUGCAAUUUCGAAUGUCAGCUGCCAGGACUAGUCAGGACUGUGACUGCACUGCCAAGUGCAGGCUACGCCAGCAUGGAAACACUAUUACUGCUGCGCUGACAAAGCGCUCCAUUUCCAGCCAAAACCUGGCCGCCUUCGUUUAUAAAACUUGUGGGAAUUUCGCCAACAUACUGGACGACCUGGGACGAUCUGCAGUUCACAUGUCUGCGUCGACCGGCCGCUACGAGAUCCUGGAGUGGCUGCUGAACCAUGGAGCCUACAUCAACGGCCAGGAUUACGAGUCCGGCAGUAGUCCCCUUCACCGGGCUCUGUACUACGGUUCGAUAGACUGCGCUGUGCUGUUACUCCGCUAUGGCGCCAGUAUGGAGCUGCUUGAUGAGGACACUUGUUGUCCUCUACAGGCCAUCUGCCGGAAAUGUGACGUUGAUGACUUCGCCACAGAUUCACAGAACGAUGUUUUGGUCUGGGGUUCCAACAAAAACUACAACCUGGGCGUUGGCAGCGAGCAGAACACCAAUGCUCCCCAGAGUGUGGAUUUCUUUCGCAAGUCCAACAUUUGGAUCGAACAGGUUGCCCUAGGUGCCUACCACAGUCUGUUCCUGGAUAAGAAAGGUCAUCUUUACGCCGUAGGUCAUGGUAAAGGAGGUCGCCUGGGCACCGGAGGCGAGAACACCCUGCCUGCCCCCAAGCGUGUUAAAGUCUCUUCCAAACUGGGAAGCGAGGACUCCAUCCGCUGCAUCAGCGUCUCCCGCCAGCACUCGCUGGUGCUCACGCACCGAUCUCUUGUCUUCGCCUGCGGCUUAAAUAGCGACUGCCAGCUCGGCGUGCGUGACGCACCUGAGCACCUUGCCCAGUUUAAGGAAGUGGUCGCCUUGCGUGACAAAGGUGCCAGCGAUUUGGUGCGUGUCAUCGCCUGCGACCAGCAUUCAAUAGCCUACGGCAGCAGGUGUGUCUACGUUUGGGGGGCCAAUCAGGGCCAGUUUGGCAUCAGUGCCAAUAUAGCUAGCAUCGUAGUGCCCACAUUGAUCAAAUUGCCAGCGAGGACGACAAUCCGAUUUGUGGAAGCCAAUAACGCAGCCACGGUAAUUUACAGUGAAGAAAAAAUGAUAUACCUUUACUAUGCCGAAAAGACAAGGGCAAUUAAGACGCCCAACUAUGAAGACCUCAAAAGCAUUUCCGUGAUGGGUGGCCAUAUAAAGAACUCAGCCAAAGGUUCUGCGGCAGCUUUAAAGCUGCUGAUGCUCACCGAAACCAAUGUGGUGUAUCUCUGGUACGAGAACACCCAGCAAUUUUACAGAUGCAAUUUCCUUCCUAUAAGACUGCCACAAAUAAAAAAAAUCCUCUACAAGUGCAAUCAGGUGAUGGUUCUAUCCGAAGAUGGCUGUGUUUAUCGUGGAAAAUGCAAUCAGAUUGCUCUUCCCGCUUCGGAACUCCAGGAGAAGUCUCGGCCAAACUUGGACAUUUGGCAGAAUAACGAUCAGAAUCGGACAGAAAUAUCUCGGGAGCAUGUGAUCCGCAUUGAACUGCAACGGGUUCCCAACAUUGAUCGUGCAGUUGACAUAUCCUGCGACGAAGGUUUUUCCUCCUUCGCUGUACUGCAAGAGUCCCAGGGCAAAUACUUUCGCAAACCCACACUGCCACGCAAGGAGCACAGCUUUAAGAAGCUCCUCCACGACACCAGCGACUGUGAUGCUGUCCACGACGUUGUGUUUCAUGUGGAUGGCGAGAAAUACCCCGCCCACAAGUAUAUCAUUUACAGUCGAGCUCCCGGACUCAGGGAGCUCGUUAGGAUGUAUCUGGACAAGGACAUAUAUUUAAAUUUCGAAAACCUAACUGGGAAGAUGUUCGAACUAGUCCUGAAGCAUAUUUACACGAACUACUGGCCCACGGAAGAUGAUAUCGAUUGCAUUCAGCAGAGCUUAGGGCCAGCCAACCCCCAAAAUCGGAGUCGGACUUGUCAAAUGUUCUUGCCGCACCUUGAGAAGUUCCAACUGACAGAACUGGCCAAGUAUGUGAAGAGCUACGUUCAGGACCAUCAGUUUCCACUUCCAAGUGCUCGACAGCGUCUGCCCCGUCUCCACCGCUCCGACUAUCCGGAGCUUUAUGAUGUGAAGAUAAAAUGUGAGGACGGUCAAGUCCUACAAGCCCACAAAUGCAUGUUGGUGGCCCGCCUGGAGUACUUCGAGAUGAUGUUUAUGCACUCGUGGGCAGAGCGUUCUAGCGUCACCAUGGAGGGAGUGCCUGCGGAGUAUAUGGAACCAGUUCUGGACUAUCUGUACAGCCUAGAGGCUGAAGCCUUCUGCAAGCAGGCCUAUUUAGAGACGUUCCUCUACAACAUGAUCACCAUAUGCGAUCAGUAUUUCAUUGAAUCGCUGCAGAAUCUCUGCGAGCUGCUCAUCCUCGACAAGAUUAGUAUCCGCAAGUGUGGCGAGAUGUUGGAAUUCGCCACGAUGUACAACUGCAAGUUGUUGCUGAAGGGCUGCAUGGACUUCAUUUGCCAAAACCUGGCAAGAGUCCUCUGUUACCGCAGCAUCGAGCAGUGCGAUGGAGAAACUCUGAAGUGCCUUAACGAUCACUAUCGCAAUAUGUUCAGUAGAGUGUUCGACUACCGUCAAAUCACACCAUUCUCGGAGGCUAUAGAGGAUGAACUGCUGCUAAGUUUUAUUGAUGGAUUAGAGGUGGACCUGGAGUAUCGAAUGGAUGCGGAAUCGAAGGCGAAGCAGGCUGCUAAAACUAAGCAGAAGGAUCUUCGCAAGCUAAAUGCACGGCAUCAGUACGAACAGCGGGCUAUAUCCAGCAUGAUGAGAUCUAUAAGCAUAAGUGAAUCCAAUCCAGCCCCAGAGGUGGCCACUUCUCCCCAGGAAAGUGCUCGCAGCGAGACCAACAACUGGUCUCGAGUCAUUGACAAGAAGGAACAGAAACGCAAGCAAGCAGAAACCGCCUUAAAGGUGAACAAAACACUCAAACAAGAGACGUCGCCGGAGCCCGAAAUGGUGCCCAUUGAAAGAACACCGGUGAAUGAGCAAACACCUCCGCCUCUUUCCCCUGAAACGGAACCUUCAACUCCACUAAACAAGAGCUAUAACUUGGACUUUAGUUCGCUGACACCUCAGUCGCAGAAACUAUCGCAGAAACAACGGAAGCGUCUCUCGUCCGAGUCAAAAAGCUGGCGCGGCAAUAGUUCUGCUUUAUUGGAGUCACCCACCACUCCGGUGCCCGUGCCCAAUGCCUGGGGUGUGACCACUACGCCUUCCAGUUCAUUCAAUGACUCUUACACUUCCCCGACUACUGGAAGCAGCUCAGAUCCCACUUCGUUUGCAAACAUGAUGAGGAGUCAGGCGGCUUCUUCUUCAGCAACUUCAAAGGACCAGAGUCAAAACUUCUCCAAAAUCUUAGCGGAUGAGCGACGGCAGCGGGAAUCCUACGAGCGCAUGCGGAACAAGUCUUUGGUGCACACACAGAUCGAGGAGACGGCCAUCGCCGAACUAAGAGAGUUCUAUAAUGUGGACAAUAUCGAUGAUGAGAAGAUAACCAUUGCCCGGAAGUCCAGGCCCAGUGACAUAAACUUCAGCACUUGGAUUAGGCAGUGAAUCGGAUUAGAUAGAUUUUAGUUGUGUUGUUUUCGUUUUUACUUUCAAUUAUUAACAAGAGUCCGAUUAUUUAUUUGA